This is a messenger RNA of Mus musculus (house mouse), 822 nucleotides long. RefSeq names its product pterin 4 alpha carbinolamine dehydratase/dimerization cofactor of hepatocyte nuclear factor 1 alpha (TCF1) 1 (gene Pcbd1). Gene Ontology annotation, molecular function: 4-alpha-hydroxytetrahydrobiopterin dehydratase activity; identical protein binding; phenylalanine 4-monooxygenase activity. Gene Ontology annotation, cellular component: cytoplasm; nucleus; cytosol. The transcript is spliced from 4 exons. Gene Ontology annotation, biological process: tetrahydrobiopterin biosynthetic process; L-tyrosine biosynthetic process. The coding region runs from base 84 to 398 and encodes 104 amino acids. The record is from RefSeq and is marked validated. Lineage: Eukaryota; Metazoa; Chordata; Mammalia; Rodentia; Muridae.
GAUCUCUGCCCCGCCCCCGCGGUGGCCUGCUGCUUGCCCGCUGCUCUCUCCCUCGCUGCCGCCACCUGCUUCCCGCACUGGACAUGGCCGGCAAGGCACACAGGCUGAGCGCCGAGGAGCGAGACCAGCUGCUGCCAAACCUGAGGGCUGUGGGGUGGAAUGAAGUAGAAGGCCGAGAUGCUAUCUUCAAGCAGUUCCAUUUUAAAGACUUCAACAGGGCUUUUGGCUUCAUGACAAGAGUAGCCCUGCAGGCUGAAAAGCUGGACCACCAUCCCGAGUGGUUUAACGUGUACAACAAGGUCCAUAUCACCUUGAGCACCCAUGAAUGUGCCGGUCUUUCGGAACGGGAUAUAAACCUGGCCAGCUUCAUCGAACAAGUCGCCGUGUCUAUGACAUAGAUCUACCCUGACUCUUAUUUGCUUGGGGGAAGGAGUGACUGGAGGAGGAACCUAGGAAGGGAACCAAGGAGGCUGGCCCUUGCUCCCUGACUCUUUCAGUGACCACCACCUCCCUAUGCAGAAGGGAUGUCAAUGUCAACAGCAGGGACUGAGACCUUUCUCUGUGCCACUCUCCUCACUGGGGCUCUGCCAUGUUACACUAAUUUGAAUAAGCUCUCCCUUUUUCUGUAGAGUUCCCAGCCUCAGUAAUGUUCCAGGCUGCUUCUUGUUCCUUUUCUACCCUUUCUAGUUCAUUUUCCAAGGUAGCUGUGAUAAAGCAUGACAUAAAAGCCCAAUUCAGAUCCUACUAAUAAAACAAGCUCCAAUGUAUUAUGGAAACAUGUGCUUUUACGCCUCCAAUAAAACUAUGUUAUCGAUGGGCUCA